This is a messenger RNA of Marchantia polymorpha subsp. ruderalis, 1935 nucleotides long. The record is from the annotation of a GenBank genome assembly. NCBI's taxonomy places the organism in Eukaryota, Viridiplantae, Streptophyta, Marchantiopsida, Marchantiales, Marchantiaceae.
GCACAGGUCGGCUCAAAUAUGUCUCUACAAAACCAGGCUAUUCGAGCUGCGGGUUUGGGCUGAGCCACGCCUGGUCGUCGUAUACCAUAAACCUCAAUGAAGAGAAGCCUUGGGUUAUAUAACAGAAACACGAGGAAGUGAUUCCGAGGAACUGUAUAUCGAGAGUAGUCGGAUCGCCUGACGGUGCUAGAGAGGGAGGGAGAGCGAUAGAAGGAAAUUGAGUUCAGGAUGGGUCGCCCUGGCGGACUGGCAAUCGUUCUCCUCGUGGCUCGACAGCUCGCUGUGAUUUACGGGGCUCCUCUGAAAACGACAUUCGAAGGAUGCAGGAGAGGUUCCUUAUCAGGGGUUGAUUAUGAUUGUUGUCCGUCGGAGUACAGGGGGCCGAUUCUGGACUUCGAGCUGAAGUAUAACGCUUCCGCACCUGUUCGAAUCCGGAGGGCUAUGGAUUGUUUAGACGAGGAUGAGGCGUCGGAGUACGGGGAGAAACUGAGGAAGGGGAUCUCGCUGAUGAAGGCUUUGCCGGCGGAUGACCCUCGCUCGUUCGCUCAGCAGGCUAGGCUUCACUGCGCUUAUGCUACAGGUUCCUUCGUCACGGGUUCAGAGGGUUUCGAUAUUCACUUCUCCUGGUUCUUCCACCCCUGGCAUCGCUGGUUCCUCUACUUCCACGAGCGGAUUCUGCAGACAUUGCUCGGCGAUCCCACUUUCACUAUUUACUUCUGGCAUUGGGAUCAUGACGGCGAAGCCAUCAUAGGCCGCAACAAAUGUUCAAAGUCUGGCAUGUAUUUCCCUGCCAUUUAUGCGGACCCGGAUUCCCCCCUCUUCCAUGCGGCUCGCUCGCUGAGACCUGAAUUCCCAGCUUUGCCGGUAGACUUGGGACUUACAGGGGCCGAAUCGAUGGAUGUUCCUUACAGGCCAAAAGACUUGCUUCUGGCUAGAAAUGUAGCAGUUAUGCACGACGUAAUGGUGAUCAAAUCCAACACCAGCCGAAUUUUUUUGGGAAGGGAUCUCAGAGCCGGGGGCAAGCGUGUUUUACCAUAUGAAGGAGGCGGCUCAUUGGAGGUCACGGGUCACGCCAGUAUCCAUUGGUGGGUCGGCGGGGACUUACGUACGCCUCCGACAGCUGGAAAGGAUCCUGUAUUUUACGCGCACCAUGGGAACAUUGACAGGUUGUGGAAACUGUGGCCCCUCGGAGGUCAGGGCAGGGCCAAUCCCACAGACCCGGAUUUUCUGGACGCAGAGUUCCUGUUCUAUGACGAGACGAAGAACGUGGUCAGAGUGAAGGUGAGGGACGCCAUGGACACUCGCGCCCUGGGCUACGUAUACGAAUUCGAGGAGAGGAACGAAGCGUGGUGGAAUUAUCAGUCGACUUGGAACAGCUGGUUGAAGCCCGUGACACAUGGACCUGAUACGACGACGGAGCGAUCUCAAGGUGACCCCACAUCCUGAGCCAGCUACCGGCCUACAGAGAAUCAAGCACGUGGCGAGUAUGCAUAUCGUUCUUUCACGGCGCACUCUUACUCGCUCGAGUUCUCAUCGGGAAUGGAGCUCCGUCCAACACCUCAUCAGUUGAUUAGGAGCGGAAAUAGUAUCAUUUUCCAAACGGGGAGGAGGUUGACUGGAAAUUCAGAUCAAAUGUAAGUUACAGUGGUUCCUGCAUAUGGCGAGAGUUACUGGUUGCGGUGUAAGUUGAAUAAGUGUCGUUCAAAUUAUGCAGGACAUGGACCUCUUCAUGAACAGAACAAAUCGAUAAUAUAUAAUAUAUGAUAUAGACGACCAGGUGACCAAGCACUUACUUCUGCAGCCUCAGGCUGGUUUGGCCCUCCACGUAGACAAGGAAUCCGAAACGGCUUUGCUAGCACAAGAUUCUCAGAUAUUGUAACGUGGAAAGCUGAAACUAACAAUCUCGUUCCCCGAAAAAAACCCAUCUGAUUCAGA